CAUUUAUUUAUGUCAUAAUGCCAAAAAAAAACAUGUUCAGAUACCAUAAUGCACUUACAUGCAUCGAUUGUAUCCAUUAAUCUGUAAAUCUAGGACAAAUCUGACAGGUUGUGUACAUGUAUGAAACGGGGUAGAGGAUUUCGAAUAUUUUGGUCGUUAAUAGGCUCGGUUAAAUAACACUAUUAAAAUGUAACCAUUUCAAUGCGCUGAACGCUAACGUGUUUGAUGGGUCAAGUUGGGAGAAGUUGAUGAUGAUGAUGUUCGUGAUGAUGAUGAUGAUGAUGAUGAUUAGGUAUCACCAUUUUUGAACACUGUUGCGUUGCUCUGCACAAUACAUAGAAAAGGGAGGAUAACUGUGACUGCGCACAGGGUUAACCAUCAUUGACGGAUGGGUACAAAUUUAUUCGAUAAAAAUCAACAUGUAUAAAAAUGGUGGACUGCUACGCCCAUUUCGUGACCCAGAGUAUAUUUAUGUGAAAAUAACGACUCUAACGACAAAUCCAACCCAGUUAAAAUCACUGUUAGGUCGUUUCACACUGGUUUGUUGUAUCGAUCCCGUUACGCACACUAACAUGUAGGUUUUGACCUCUACAACCAUAUGUUAACCACGAUUGUGCGACGACCAUCUCAUCAUGAAGUUCAAAUAAUAACAGUCUUCUGAUAGAAGCAUAGAAAUUGCCCUAUGCUUAAGAACAAGAUGGCAUGGUUCAGUGAAUUUAUUAAAGACCAUGAUGUCCAAAACUGGAUCAAGGCAAUGUACGCGCUUAAAAUUACCAAAAAGGGAAUGCAUGAAUUCGUUAAAGAUGAACUCAGGUGUGUCCACAAGGUCAUUUACACUGAAUCUACCAAAGGUCUUCCUGAAGGGUCAAAUUGCAAAGAUUGUUCCACUAAAACCUUAAAAGAAAAAGAAAAAAAGCAGUGUCCAAAUAAUAUAUGUCACAAUGUUCGUCAGGAAAUAAUUCAACAACACCGACAUUCGAAUCCAUCGUGGAUUAACACGAAUGCUGACCAAUGGUGGGAAAGCUCUUGGGAGAUUGGCAAGUGUUUUCUCCCUCGUAGUGGCUACAUGGACAAGUCUUCCAUCGAAGAAUGCGACUUUAAUGGCGUAUGCAGUGUGCUCAGCAAUUGCAAGCAUUUCGAGGGCAAACUGUCAUUUGACAUAUCAAAGAAGCCAAACAUUUUGACAGAGAUCCUAGACAUUGUAAAUGAUGAUAUGCGACACUCCGCAAGUCUGAAGGUAACCAACGCUCAAUUGAAGGUGUUACUGGAUAAACUAAGGAUGCUUCUCCGGGAUUCAAAAGAACUUGCGAACAGAGACGAGGCAAAAAAAGCCAUUGAGGAGCUUGAUAAUGUCCAGAAAGAUGAUUUCAUUCCGAGUUCAGAGGAGACAGAAUCAAUUCUGAAAGAGGAUCUUCGACUACGUUUGGCGAGCCACUACCGAGACAACCUUGCAGACAUGCCGAUAUCUCCUAUUCUUCCAGACAGGGACGCCAAUCUCAGCAUGUUUUACGUGACGCCACAAAUCGUGGAAAAGAACCAUAGAACGCCUGAGAUUGCUGGUAAAAUAGUUACCAGAUACGAAGAUGUGUUCGGUACAGAGUUCAAGAAAAACAACAUAUUCCUCGUAGGAGAGCCGGGCAGGGGGAAAUCAACAUUCUCAGCCAACUGUGCCCUAGAAUGGAGCAGGCGUCAUGUUCGAAUGGACACGAAAGAAACCAUGCGCGACACCACUUCCUUUAUCGAUACAGACUAUUUUGAAAAUGUUGAGUUUAUAUUUCACAUUAAAUUGAGAGAUGCUUGUGAGUUCUGUGAUCUUAACGAAAUCAUUAAGGAUCAGGUUAUAGCUCAGAUAUACCAACCAAACGAUGUUGACACUGGCUACGCAAUAGCACAGAAGGUGCUCGAAAGCAACAACUGCAUCAUCAUCGAAGACGGUCUAGAUGAAUGGAACCAUCCAAAGGACAGCCGAUGUCGUUGUCGUAGUGACGAGAAAGGCAUUCUACCGUUUCGAAACUCCGCAAUAAAAGCGAAUGUUUUAAUCACAACACGGCCAUGGCGAUUAUCUCAGCAUCGCGUUAAGGAUUCAAAAAUUCAUAAAUACCUAGAUAUCAACGGAGUCAGAGACUACCAUGAGCUUGUCAAGAGUGUUUUGUCUGUCAUGAACGGCGAAACCGGAACCAAGCGUUCUGAAGAUUUCUUUACGUACGUGUCCCAGCUACACAUAUAUCAUCUUCUGUACGUUCCAAUCAUCUCAAUGCAGCUUGUUUGCAUGUGGUUUGACGGUCUGACAUUCAGUGGUUCGCUCUGUGAUAUAUAUGCGGCCAUGAUUGAUAUGCUGUUCGGACGUUGUUGCGGCCUCUCGGUCACUUUGAUUCAAUUAGACGAAAACAAAAUGCCCGAUUGUUUUUCAAACAAAGAAAACGUCAUGAACAAACACCCAGUUUUUAUCAAGCUGUGUCGUUUAGCGUUCUUUACUCUGUUCUCGCGAGAAGACAAAUCCGCGGUUGUCUUCGAAGAAACUACAGUCAAGAAAGAAAUGCUCGAGGAUGAUAAAAUUGUGUCUUUGAAAUCAGGAAUUCUAACUGAAAGAAAAUCAAAUUCAUAUGGCCGAAAGUCUUCACAUUUCUCUUUCAUCCACAAAACGUUCCAAGAAUUCCUUGCCGCAGUGCAUCUUUUCUUAAACGAAGACGAAUACGAAAAAACAGUGAAAAGUCGAUACAUUGGUGACGCUGGAGGAAAUGUAUUGGAUAUUUCACAAGUGUUUAUUUUCAUAUGUGGAAUUAAACCAGAUCUGGCAAUUCAAAUGUCUUCUUGGAUUGGAGAAAGAAUUUCCAAGACCUCUCUCAAAAUCUCAUGGAUGAAUCGUUACGAGUACGAGAUUUCCCGCCCUGAUGACAGCACCAUUGUGUCACUACAGAGUAUGAUUUUAUCCGGGUACCGUGAAGCCCAAAACAACAACCACGGUGACAUCCCUUUAACUCUCACGAACUUCUUGAUUCUCCGUGACACGGAUAAAGAUAGCAUUUUUAAACAGCUAAUUCGAAUAAACAAAUGCCGUGUUCAGUCACUAUGCAUCACAGAUGGCAAUUGCGCAAUCAGCGAGGAGGAGCUACAAGAGGUGUUUACCUCCUCCUCCGACUCCCUCACAUCAGUGGAACUGAAUUACAGUAUUGGGCAGUAUGACUUGUCCCUGUGUCACAGGCUGAAUCAUCUAGAAAUAAUGGGAAACAUUACUACAAGUGUAAAUGUGGAUACAACAAAUCUAACAAAGUGUGAACUAAACAGUGUGUCAAGGAAUGUUGAAUAUAAUAUUAUGCGUUCGUUAAACUGUUACGAUAGGGUGAGUAAGCUACAAUACCUUUCUUUUUUUUGUGUAAGAUAUACCAAGAUACUCUGCAAAACACUACCAAGGCUGGCUCAGUUACAAUACAUUUAUAUACACGGGGCAGAUCUCCGUGAGCUCCAUUUCCUCCCUCCAGAUUCCAUCACCCGUAUUAAACUGGUCGAUGUGACAAUGACAGCGGAGGCGUUGAGGAAGCUGGUGAAGCUGAUGGAGAAAAUAACACACACCGUGAAAUGUUUGUUACAUAGUUGUUAUUUGAAACCUGUCAGUGAUGUGAAAAAAAUAAGACGGUAUGUGCAAGAUUCAAAUGUAUUUACUCUUGAAACGUACGAACGGAAAAGAGAAUUGAAAGAAAAAUUUAAAAGACUCAAUUUUGUUUUUAAAUCAGAUGCAAAGUAACGACUCUAUAAGGAACACAAACACAAGACCGUAUUCAUUAAACGCCUUUGUGGCCAUUUACAGCAGAGUGAAAUCUUUUUGACAAUAUGUUUUUGAAUACACUCUACCGAAGAACGACAUUUAUCAUAUGAGUUUGUAACUUAAAUAAUUUCCUAAUUUUUGGAUUAUUUAUGUACAAUUAUUUAUAUUUUUCUGCAAAUUAAACAUACAAAAAAAAUACAAUUUUAAAGUGAAUGUUGGCUUAAAGUACUACUACGUUAUUGCUCUAAGAAUUCACAGCUCCCAGAAAUCAUUGACCAACAAAUCACAACCCGCAGAAAUCAAAGCCCACAUAACAAACAGCCUCCAGAACUCAAAAUCCCCAAAACUCACGGCUUCUAGAACUAACGAUCCCCAUAAUUCACAGCCCCCAAAAUUUAUUACCCCCCCCCAGUACUCAUUGCCCCCCCCCCCCCAUCAAUAAUUCACAUCUCCCUGAACACCCAGAACUCAAGGUCCCCACAAAUCAUUGUCCCCAGAAUUCAUUGUCCGCAGAACUCACAUCUCGAAGAACUCACGCCUCCAGAACGCAUUGCUCCCAGAGCUCAUUACCCCCAAACUCGUUGCCCCAGAACUAAUUGCCCAAAGUACUCAUUGCCCCCUAAGAAUACAUUGCUUCCAGAAGUCAUUGCCCUCCAGAACACACAGCCCCCAGAACUCACGGCUCCCAGAACGAAUGGCCCCAGAACUCACAGUCUCCAGAACUCACAGCCCCCAGAACACAUUGCUUCCAGAAGUCAUUGCCCCCAGAACUCAAUUCCCUCAGAACUAAUUGCCCCCAGAACGCAUUGUCCGUAGAACUCACAUCCCGAAGAACUCACGCAAUGUCAAACUCGAGAUUAAUGGUUCAAAAUCCCUUUUUUGUGGCGUGUGUUACAUGGUGAUGCAUGCUGUUAAUUAAAACAACUAAAUACAAAGUUCAAAGUUUAUUGGCAAAGAUCGGCAAACAAAUGCCUAUGGCCAUUAAACACAUAGUCAUGGUGAUAAUAUACACAAAUAGAAACACACAAAAAUUCAGUAGUACAGUACAGAACAUAAUACAAAAAAAAAAAAAAAACAAAGCAAAAAAAAAAAAAAAAAAAAAAAAAAAAAAAAACAUAAUAAUACUUGAUUUAUACUUAAUUAUUUCAGUAAAUUUUAGAAACAGUUAAGGUUCCAGGGUAGAUUUUCUUAAUUCCAUUGCAAAUUUGAUAAAUCUUACAGUAUUAAGUAACUUACUAGUUGAUUUGUUUAGUAAAACAGAUUUUAACAUAUUUACAGAAGGCCAGGAGGUGUUGCCUAAGUAAGUUUGUCUCAAUCUAUUGUAUAGUGUACAACAUAACAUAAAAUGAUACUCGUCUUCUAUCAUAUUUGAAGAACAACAUUUACAUUUUCUGUCAGCUCUGGUAGUACCAAUAUAUCUACCAGUUUCAAUUUCAAGAUUAUGUGCUGAUAAUCUAAAACACGUCAUAUAUUUUCUUAGCCUAUCAUUUUUAAUUUGUACAAGAUAAUUUUCAAAAGAUAUUUUUUCUUUAAGUUUACAACACAGUGAAAGUUUUGGCAUACUAUUUAUAGAAGCAUUCCAUUCUUGAAUAAACUGAUCACGAAUUCUACAUUUAAGUAAAGGAAGAUAAUUGAUGUUUACAUCGAAGUUUAGUCUUAUAUCCAUAAAACCAAGAUGAUCAAUAAUGGAAUUUAUUCUCUUUGCCCAAGAAGAAUUAUUUAUAUUAGCAUUCAAAUCAUUAUAUACCAUAUGUAUUGGUGAAUUAACAUUUUUCUUUACUUUUAACCAAAAUUUAACAGAUCGUUCCUUGCAUAAAAUGGAUAAAGGAAAUCUGCCAAGCUCACCAUAUACAGCAGCGUUAGGGGUUUGUUGCUUUACACCUAAAAUAUACUUAAGAAAUCUAAUGUGUAGCUUGUCAACUUCCUUAAAGUUAUAUACCCCCCAUACCUCUGAACCGUACAGUAAAAUUGGAACAACCAUAGCGUCAAACAAAGACAAUUUGGUUUUAACAUCGAGAUGAACUUUGUCAAACAAUGACAAGAGACUAUGGUAGGCCUUUAGAGCUUGAUCAUUUAGCAUUUUUACUGCAUGUGACAUACUGCCUGUAUAAUACAAAUACUCUCCAUAUGUAGAAAAUGUGUAUACAAGAUUCUUCUCUAUAUUUGUCAAAGGUCAAGAUGAAACUCACGAGUUAUGGGUCAAGAUCCCUUGUUUUAUGGCUUGGUCGGGCGGUAACCGGGCUAUGCAUUCAUGAUUAUAAAAUAUAUUCAGACACCACGAGAAGAUGGCAGGUUGGGUGUAAAACAUAUGAGUGUAGGUCAAAGAUCCAGGUCACACUUAAGGUCACUCCUUUUUACUUUUUGGUUUACAAGAAUUUUUGGAAAAAAUGUCCACCGGGUGGUCGAAAAAAAGAAGGAAAAAAGUCACAAAACAUACUCUUAAAGGGUGAAAAUCAGAGAACAACAUAAAAACAUUGAAAAUUUAUAUCAUUUACUUGACAUUUUAAUUUUUGAAACUGCUAUUAAUGCAUGUUUUAAUACACUCAAAGUUUCAAAUAUCCAAUUAAACACACAGUUUAAAUCUUACAUACUGUGCAUAUAAAACAUCAAUGAAAUUGAAUAUAAAACAUGUUUACAUGUAUAAACUACACUUUUUAUUAAAGAUACAUUGAAUAUUACUCAGCAAGACAUUUGUUUAGCUUUAAGGAAAUGCUAAAGCAAAAGUGAAUGCAGAACACUUAAAAGCUGACCGAUAUUAGAUUGAAAAAAGGGAAGGCGAAUUUUACGCAUUAAAAUACACAAAAAUUGCACUGUAUUAUGACAAUACAUUACAUUUUUUAAACAUUGUUUCAGUUAUUUCAAUAUUGGAAAAUGUCAAUAAAGUGAAAUAAUUUCCAAUUUUGUAAAUAAGGAAGUAACAUUUUAUGAAGACAUUUGAGCUUUAAUAUUGUGAAACAUGAUAAUAAUUCCUGAAAAACUAAAAACCAAACUAGACCUAGAAGUCCGGAUAUUUUCGGACCGGGAUACAUUUGUACUUACCAUGGGAUGUUCACCAAAUCCAUUUCAAAUUCAAAUCUUGCAGCAAAUUACCACAUCAGUACAUAAAAAUCACAUAGCAAAAUAAUAAAUCAAGCAUGUGACUUAACUUUAUGUACCAAUGAUAGUAACAGACAAAUCCAUAAUUAUGUAUCGGAUAUUUUCAUCUUCUCCCAACUCCGCCAUUUUGUGUAUCAUGCGUUCACAGGGUAUCUAUACUUCAUGAGUGUUUAUUUUUCAUUUUAAAGAGUAUUCCUUGGUUACAACAACAAAUCUCAUUUAUAGUGAAAUAUCAAGUUCAUUACAAAUUAAAAACGACUUAUUCAAAAUA
Mya arenaria is the source of this 7130-nucleotide messenger RNA. RefSeq lists its product as uncharacterized. The transcript has 5 exons. The coding region runs from base 683 to 3742 and encodes 1019 amino acids. Lineage: Eukaryota; Metazoa; Mollusca; Bivalvia; Myida; Myidae. The record is from RefSeq and is a predicted model, not a curated record.